ACAACAACUCCCCAACAAUCCCGAUCCACACCCACACUCCCCCCUCCCCUCCCCCCUCCAAACAGCCUUAAAUCUUCCUACAGAAUAAGAAGAUCGAAAUGGCUUCCGCAUAUCACCCGUUCCAGAUGGAUCACUAUAUCCAACAGAACCUGUCCGUAGAUACCCGAAGAUCACUCUUCGACGAUGAUGACUCGUCAAUCCUCGACGAUAACAUCCUCGACAGCAACACCCUCCUCGAUUCCGCCCUAGAUUUCCCUUCCAUGGACCGACGGAGAGGUGAGGCGAUCGACGCUAACGGCAUCUUCUCGCCGUCGAAUGAGUGGGACUUUGAUCACGACAUGGGCAUGGCUGGUCCUGCUGACGACUCCACGCCCGUACCCGCGGCUACUUUCGAGCACAGCAACGGCACAAACAACCCCUUCAUCAAGCUAGAACAGGCCCAGCCCACAUACGCACAGCAGCACAACUGGUCGUCGAACGGUGCUUCGGGAUCGUGCACGCCCACAGUGUACGACAACAACACUUUCAAUGGCUUUGAUGAGAGCGGUGCCUAUCUGGCUCCGGCUUCUGGUGCCCAGGGUGCUUUCGACAACAACGUCCACAUCCCACCACACACCGUGUUCCAAUCUGGUGCUUCGAUCCCUUCGUCGCCCUCCAAGAACUGGGAUGGUGCCGGCCCCGCCGACCACGAUGGCCCGUCCAUGGCUAAGCGCAUGCGCCCGUCGAGCCCCGGUCCCCGAUCGCACUCUCCCCUCCACGUCGUACGACGAGAUGGAAUCCGCAAGAAGAACGCCCGCUUCGACAUCCCUGCCGAGCGGACCUUGAUGAACAUCGACCAGCUCAUCGCUCGGUCCCAGGACGAGAACGAGAUCAAGGAGCUCAAGCAGCAGAAGCGAUUGCUCCGAAACCGACAGGCAGCUCUCGAUUCUCGCCAGAGAAAGAAGCAGCACACUGAGCGUCUCGAGGAGGAGAAGAAGCUUCACAGCACCAUCAUCCAGGAACUCGAGGACAAGCUCCAGCAGAUGACCAUGCAAGACGAGCAGAUGCGCCAGAGGUUCCAGGAGGUUGCUCGCGAGAGGGACUUCCUUCAGCACAAGUGCGAGACCCUGCACAUGGAGAAGGAGGAUAUCGUCCGUGCCCACACCUUGGAGACCGGCGAACUCCGCAAGAAGAACACCUUCCUGCAGGAUCAGCUCCACAAGGUUCAGGACAACAUGGACCGCACUCCCAUGGCCCACCAGCACAGCUCUUCGGGUUUCAGCGAUGCGUUCGACUUCGAGGCCGACUUCGAUCUCGAUGGCGACUGCUGGAACGAGCCCAUGAUCCACGAGAUCAAGCAGGAGAAGGUUGCCCCCAUGGAGUCCGAGAAGCCUGCCGCCCCCGGCCUGUUGCUCAUCCUUCUGUUGUGCGGUGCUCUGGUUGCGUCCUCCAAGACGUCCAUCUCUGCCCUGCCCCCGCUUCCCAAGCAGCUCCAGUCCGCUUCGGCCUCGGUGCUCCAGAACAUCUUCCAGGAUGCUGGUGUCUCGGAGGUUGGCCGUGUCGAGUCCAUCGACGUCUCGUCUUCCGACUCGUGGAUCGUUGCCAAGUCUGAGGUUCCCCAGAUGGUCGGAUUGGAAUCCACCAUGAGCGUCCUCAACUCCUUCGACAAGACCACCCCAGAGCAGCAGCGCGAGCAGUUCAUGCAGUUGACUCCCGCCGAGUACAACGACGUGACCUCCAACAACUUCCUCCGCGAGCCCGAGCCCGUCAACCAGCGAAGCCGCCGCCGCAUCCAGGAGAACCUCGCCAACAUGAGGAACUCCAAGCAGACCGCUGCCGAGGUUUACACCCGUUCGCUCAUGUGGGACCGUGUCGACGCCGAGGUUGUCCGUCGCUUUGCUGCCUUCGCUCGUCAGGCCCAGGCAUCUGGUGCAAGCGGAAACGAGGAUGGUUCCGGCGCAGCCGCCCACUCAUAGAGUGUUCAUCCCGUCCCGGCUGGCCUAGCCCAGCAACCUUAUCGACUUGUUGAGCAUACCUUCGUCGUGUCGCUCACAUCUUUCCUC
Tricharina praecox is the source of this 2042-nucleotide messenger RNA. RefSeq names its product bZIP transcription factor. Gene Ontology annotation, molecular function: DNA-binding transcription factor activity. The record is from RefSeq and is a predicted model, not a curated record. Gene Ontology annotation, biological process: regulation of DNA-templated transcription. NCBI's taxonomy places the organism in Eukaryota, Fungi, Ascomycota, Pezizomycetes, Pezizales, Pyronemataceae. Bases 99 to 1955 code for a protein of 618 amino acids. The transcript is spliced from 2 exons.